AUGGUAUCUCUUACCUCAAAACCCUCAAAACCCUCAAUACCUAUCACCACUGGUAGCAAACCACUUUUAAAAACUACCAUGUCAGGCACGAUAAGAAAAGCUCAAGAUGCAGAUCUGGAUGACGAUUUAGAAGUGCCAAAUCCGAAACGAGCGAGAGUAUCUUUCAAUCCCAAGGUCGAAGAAAAGGUUCUAGAGGAGUAUGUCGCAAAGGGUAGGAGUUUAGAAAGUAUCAGAGUGGAGGUCAAGCGGGCAAUAGAGGCACAUGGCAAAGGCGACAGCGAAAAGUACGAUAGCAUUAAAGAAGUAUUUGCGCAGACUGAAGGUGACGAGAGAGAGGAUACUGGUUCAAACGAUGAGGCGAAAACAUAUCUGCUAGCGCUUACUGGCUAUGCAUCACUAUUGAAUAAGGAUUGCAACGGGCUAGUUAAGGCCAUAUUGAAGUGCGACUGGAUGGGCAGAGAAGAGGGAUUCGUCAAGGCGUAUGCUCAGUUUCUGGGAAACUUGGUUAGCGCACAGGGAGCGUAUGUCGGGCUGGUGCUAGGAACGCUCGUUGAUAACUUUACUGGAGUACGAGUAUCGAGUGGGCGUCUUCCUGGCUGCCCAGAUGUUAGUCGCGAUAUACUUUCUUCGAGAGUUCAUUUUGCACUGAGAUACCUUCUUAGAUUGGUCCCCUCCGCCAGCGCUACACUCUCGCCCAUCCUUUCAACCAAGUUUCCCUUCGCCGAUGAAUCAAAGAGAGUACAUGUCACAUAUAUUAACAAUCUCGUUCGUCUCCUGGAGUAUGCUCCCGAAUUGAAGUCGGAUGUUUUCGCUCUCAUCACAGACAGACUGGUCAAAAUUGAUGUACAAAUGCAGGUCGACUUGGACGACGUGGACGAUGAGGUCGCAGGUGCUAUUGUUCAAGGUCUCGCUAUGAAUCCUUCUGACCAGGAAGAAGAAGAUGAUGAUGACGCAGAUGAUUCCGACGAUAGCGACGCCGAAUCAAUUAAUAGCGAUGAUGAAAGUGGAGACCAAGCAAAACGUGCCAAAGAAAUUCAAGAAAGUGUCGAGAAAAUGGAUGCAAUACUGGACCGCUUAUUUGCUAUCUACGACCCUUAUUUCACAGACCCAAAUAGCAUAGAGGCCGCAAAUAUGUUCGAGACUUUACUAGGACAUUUCGCCAAUAUCAUUCUACCUACAUAUAGAUCUAGACACACACAAUUCCUCCUCUUCCACUUUGCACAAAAGUCUGAACAUCUUAUCGAUCAAUUUGCCGGAACCUGCGUGCAACUAGCUUUCCAACCUGGCAGACCCGCUGUCCUUCGACAAUCUUCCGCGGCCUAUCUCGCUAGCUUUGUGGCGCGAGGCGCACACGUUGAGCCUCAAGUGGUUCGGACCGUUUUCGAGCUCAUCGGGAGCAAUCUGGAUCACAUUCGCACGGAAAAUGAACUUACUUGUCGGGGGCCCGAUCUAAAGAAAUAUGGCACUUUUUAUGCUAUGACACAAGCACUACUUUAUAUCUUUUGCUUCCGCUGGCGAGAUCUUAUAGAUUCCUCCGAGGUAUUUGAUGACGAUGACCCUACAGCAUUCAUUGGGCAAGAUCUCGUCUGGACAACAGGCAUCAAAGAGACACUCUCUCGUGCUAUUUACUCCAAACUCAACCCUCUUAAAAUCUGUUCCCCGCCCAUUGUUUCCGAAUUCGCCAAAAUCGCACAUCAUCUACGAUUUAUGUACGUAUAUCCUUUGCUAGAGACCAACAAACGUAUUCGUUUAAGUCAGUUCUCGAGUGCAAUUGGAAAUGGUGCAUUGCGGGACUCGGGUAAUGGUGCAAGCAAUGACAGCUGGCACCAAUUGGAUGCUUACUUUCCUUUUGAUCCAUAUCAAUUACCUGUGUCAAAGAAGUGGAUUGAGGAUGACUAUGUACAAUGGCAAGGCAUUCCAGGACUAAACAAAGAUGAGAGUGAUGAUGAUAGUAGUGGAGAUGAGGAGGAGGAUGAGGAGGAUGAGAAUGCGCCUGAAGACGAUGAUACGGCGACUGACGAAGAAGCGGAAGAUUAA
Botrytis sinoallii is the source of this 2037-nucleotide messenger RNA. RefSeq lists its product as uncharacterized. Gene Ontology annotation, molecular function: RNA polymerase I core binding; RNA polymerase I general transcription initiation factor activity. Lineage: Eukaryota; Fungi; Ascomycota; Leotiomycetes; Helotiales; Sclerotiniaceae. Gene Ontology annotation, biological process: transcription initiation at RNA polymerase I promoter. The transcript has 2 exons. The record is from RefSeq and is a predicted model, not a curated record. Bases 1 to 2037 code for a protein of 678 amino acids. Gene Ontology annotation, cellular component: nucleus.